AAACGACGGCCUGCUUAGCGUGUUUCCCUGUAAUGGCUGUAUCACCUUGACGGCGGGCAUAGAAUCUGGUCUUCUGUCCUCGUAUCCUCAAAGCCACCACUUCAAUUCACGUUUGUUUUUAAUAUUCCCCAUCGAUGCUUGCAGAUACCGAAAGAAGGGUCUGCAAAUGAACAAAAAUGCCGGUUGAUAAGAAGUCAGGCAACGGCAGGCCCUCGCUCGACUCCGUCUCGUCCAUCUCGACGACCAGUAUAGUAUUCGAUCACCUCAACGACCUCGAGAUCCACAAGAAGCACCGACCGCAUUUAAUGACCGAAUCCAUCCGCCGCGACGAUCACCUGUCGGACUUUGACGAUGACGACCCCCUCAAGCAGGAGAUGGACGGGGAGGGAGACCUGGAAACCGGUCCCUUCCUCGCCGGCCGCGAUGCUUACACAUUCGGCGGCGGGAAAUACAUGGACCGCAAGUUCCGGCGCAUCAUGAUCGUGGUAGCCGGCUUGCUGGUCGCGGCGUGGGUGGGCGGCCUUUUUGUCUACAUCGCGUCCAAGUCGUACAAGCACGCAACCACGGUCGAGCACGAUCCGGAAAAGACCAAGGCCGCGGCCCUGACGAGCGGGAAGAAGAUCACCAUGGAUCAAGUCAGGUCCGGGACGUGGUAUGCCGCCUCGCACGACAUCACCUGGAUCGCGGGACCCAAAGGCGAGGACGGCCUGAUGAUUGAGGUUGGUGCCGACGGGAAGGAUUACAUCGUUAUCGAGGACGGGCGGGCCGAGAACCCCGAUUCCUCGGCCGAGGCGGAGGUCGACGUGACGGCAAGCCGGAGGACUCUGAUGAAGAAUGGUAGCUUCCGAUACCAGGGCCGCAUGCACAUUCCAUCCGGCGCGGAGCCGAGUCGUGACCAACAAAAGGUUCUGCUGCGAACAGAACAGAAGAGCAAUUGGCGACACUCACACACGGCGUGCUACUGGAUUUGGGAUGUCGCGACGGAGACCGCUGAGCCUCUCAUACCAGCAAGUCCCGAUGCCAGGGUUCAGAAUGCGCAGUGGAGUCCUACAAGUGACGCAAUCGUCUUUACAAGAGAAAACAACCUCUACCUACGCACCAUUGGCUCCAAAAAGGUUACACAGAUCACCAAGGACGGCGGGGCAGACCUUUUCUACGGCGUUCCGGACUGGGUCUACGAGGAGGAGGUCAUUGCAGGGGCCAGUACAACGUGGUGGUCCGAAGAUGGAAAAUACGUCGCAUUCCUUCGUACCAACGAGACCGGAGUUCCCGCUUUCCCCGUACAGUACUUUAUGUCCAGGCCUAGUGGGGCGAGUCCCAAGGCCGGGGAGGAGACGUACCCAGAAGUGCGCGACAUCAAGUACCCGCGCUCGGGCUCCCACAACCCCGUGGUUGAUGUUCAGUUUUAUGACAUUGCCCGUGGCGAUGUGUUUACUGUCGACAUCAACGGUGGUUUUGCAGACGAGGAUCGUCUCAUUACGACAGUUCUUUGGGCCGGUAGCCAAGUGAUUGUCAAGGAGACCAACCGGGUCAGCGAUAUCAUGCGUGUGGUGCUGAUUGACGUAAAGAAGCGGACGGGCAAGACAACACGCACUGUCGAUGUUGGCAAGAUCGACGGCGGCUGGUUCGAGAUUUCACAAAACACCAAGUAUAUUCCUGCCGACCCCAAGAAAGGUCGUGACCAAGAUGGGUACAUCGACACGGUCAUUCACAACGACGGCGACCAUCUCGCAUACUUUUCGCCUCCCGACAACCCGGACCCUAUCAUGCUGACUUCGGGUCCGGGCUGGGAGGUAGUUGACGCGCCGUCAGCCGUCGACCUCGAAAACAAUCUCGUCUACUUCAUUGCGACCAAAGAAGGCAGCACACAACGUCACGUCUACAGCGUGCAGCUGGACGGCAAGAACAUGAAAUCCUUUACCGACACCGAGGCCAAGGGGUACUACGACGUCAGCUUUUCCUCGGGGGCUGGCUAUGCCCUCCUCAGCUACAAGGGGCCCAAGAUUCCUUGGCAAAAGGUCGUCAGCACACCGGCGAACAAUCAACGCUAUGAGGUUCUCAUUGAGGAAAACAAGGAAUUGGCAGAAAGCGCGCGCAAGUACGACCUGCCGCUACUGAACUACGGCACCUUGAAUGUUGAAGGUGUCGAGCUCAACUAUCUAGAAAGGAGACCUCCUCAGUUCAGCGAGAAGAAAAAGUACCCAGUGCUGUUCCAUCAGUACAGCGGACCAGGAUCUCAAUCAGUCAGCCAAAAGUUCAGCGUCGAUUUCCAGAGCUACGUCGCCGCAUCGCUCGGCUACAUUGUCGUCACCUUUGACGGGCGUGGCACCGGCUUCAUUGGACGCAAGAACCGCGUUCUCGUGCGCAGCAGGCUUGGGGAGAUCGAGGCGCAGGAUCAGAUCGCCGCAGCCAAACACUGGGCCAGCCUCGGAUACGUCGACCCCUCGCGCAUUGCCAUCUGGGGCUGGUCUUACGGUGGCUUCCAGACGCUCAAGACGCUCGAGGCGGACGCUGGCAGGACGUUCAGCUACGGCAUGGCGGUGGCGCCCGUCACCGACUGGCGCUUCUACGACUCGAUCUAUACGGAGCGAUACAUGCUCACGCCGCAGCAGAACGAGGAUGGCUACACCAAGAGCGCCGUGCACAACGUCAGCGCGCUGGCCUCGAACAAGCGGUUCCUUUUGAUGCACGGCGCCUCGGACGACAAUGUGCAUUUCCAGAACUCGUUGACGCUGCUGGACAAGCUGGACAUGGGUGCAGUGGAGAAUUAUGACGUCCAUGUCUUCCCUGACAGUGACCACAGCAUCUUCUUCCAUAAUGCCAACAAGAUCAUAUACGACAAGCUCGAGAAUUGGCUGGUCAACGCAUUCAACGGCGAGUGGCUCAAAGUCAACAAUGCAAAGCCUGUAGAGCUAGUGCACCCUACUCAACUUGUGAGGGAAAGGGAAAAGGCCAAGCUGAGGAAGAGGUGGCAAGAGAUUCAGAAUAAAUAGAUUUUUUAUGGUAAAAUUCCAAUAUAUGCGAUUUCAACUUUGCACACCGA
Messenger RNA from Pyricularia oryzae 70-15, 3043 nucleotides. Its product is annotated as dipeptidyl aminopeptidase B. The coding region runs from base 177 to 2993 and encodes 938 amino acids. The record is from RefSeq and is a predicted model, not a curated record. The transcript has 2 exons. Gene Ontology annotation, biological process: proteolysis. Lineage: Eukaryota; Fungi; Ascomycota; Sordariomycetes; Magnaporthales; Pyriculariaceae. Gene Ontology annotation, molecular function: serine-type peptidase activity; dipeptidyl-peptidase activity.